Molecule: messenger RNA, 2380 nt
Organism: Hydra vulgaris (swiftwater hydra)
Lineage: Eukaryota; Metazoa; Cnidaria; Hydrozoa; Anthoathecata; Hydridae
Product: GATOR1 complex protein NPRL3
Biological process (GO): positive regulation of autophagy; TORC1 signaling; negative regulation of TORC1 signaling
Cellular component (GO): GATOR1 complex
Source: RefSeq, a predicted model, not a curated record
AUCAAAGCGUAAAUUGAUUUUUCAUUUGUUUGACUUUAAUUUGUUGCGUUUACUUCUGCAGAUUAGAUUUUGUAUUUCGUCUUAAUAACUUUGUUUUUUUCAUCAAAUGUAUUCCCGUCGAACUAGCCGAAUCUCUUUUUUUGUGGAUAUAUCUUAUAAAUCGUUUGUUUGAAUAUUUGUCGAAGAAACCGGGGGUAUAUAUUUUUAAAUAACUUUAAAAUGUUGUCAUUGUUUGAACGAGAAGAUACUCGUGAAAUAUUGCCUAUGAAUGAAAAUACUCCUAUUAGCAUCCUAUUAGUAGUAUCUGGAAGCAGAGGAGAACGUUUGUUAUACAGAUAUCCUUUUAAUGAUCCAUGCUGUGAACAUGUUCAAACAAAUAAAAAUAAUCUGAAAAGUUCUUUUAAGAGUCCCUACGCUAGAGUUAAGAACCCUCAUGCGGCACUAUCGCAAACUCAUUUUCUUCAGAAUGGAGAGUUGUAUGGCUUCAGUGACGUUCUACUCGCCACCCUCCUUGUACCAAAAAUUGUCGAGACAAACUUUGAAGUUAAAAUAGAUAAACUAAAGCUUGUCGGGUAUCCGGUUUUAAUGACAGGUUAUGAGGAUAAUGCAUUUGAAGAUUGUGUGAUUGAGGAUGAUCAUCCGCUUAAUGAAGACGUUACAAUUAAGAUAAUUCAUGUCGUUUUUGCUCUGCACUCGAACACCGACGAUUUUGUUGUAAAACAUUAUCAAAAUAUAUGUAGAAUGAUUGGGAAAGCUUUAAGACACGAAGAAAAAAGGUGUCGGUAUUUUAGCACUCAGCGCGAAAUAAUGCUUGCUCAAAGAGAAUGUUCUGAAAAAAUAUCUGAUGUCGAAUUGAAUCCUUUUGAAUCCAUCAUGAAAGAAAGCGAGUUAGCAAGAGUUUUAACAGAAGUUUUUGAGUGCAUGUGUAGCGGUGGUGUUCUCAAUACAAAGUUAAAUAAAUGGAUCAAUUUAAGCUAUUCACUACCGCAUAUGGUUCACAGUGGAAAAAAAACAAUGAUAAAAGAGAUGAAAUUUAUUCAAUAUAUGCAAGGAAUAAAGCCUUAUCAUACAAUGUUGCUUUUAGACGAAAGCGGUCGAGAUAAUCUAAUUUCUUUUCUUCCGAUUGAUGCUUCUCCUGUUCUCAAAAGGCUAAUAAAACAUUCAAGUCCUGUAAAAAAUUUUCAAACACUAAGUCAAGAUGCUGAUAUAUCUUUACCGCAAAUAUUUCAAGUAGUUGCCCAUCUAGUGUAUUGGGGUAAGUGUACUGUAAUAUACCCACUUGCUGAGAGCAACGUAUAUAUUCUUUCCGAAGACGCACCGACUGCAAAAGAUAGCAAAGCAGCAGAAGAGUUUGCCAAGGUUUUCCAAGAACAUUCGCUUCAUAAAGUACUUGCCAUAUUUUCUUCUCCAACUUCGCUCGGCGAUUACCGCAAUAUACGUUGUAAUCAACAGCAGAGUGAACAAGCCCAAAUAGUGAAGUGGAUGCUUAUACAUGGAAUACUAAAACAACUGCAUACAUACGUCAUUAUUUUGCCUGCAAAUGAAAAUUUUAUUUCUGAUGAUAAAAAAAGCAACGAGUUAAUUGAAUUAGCGAAACGUUAUCUUAAAAAAAACGAAAUCAGUAUAUUUAGUAACUUUACUUUUGCCGAAAAAAAGGGUUUCCUACAAUUAGUAGAUCUUGUUGACAAGGAGGACUUGGUGUUUUUUUUAAAUAUGUCAAAAUAUUUUCGAGGAGAACAUCAUUUGGAAGAUAUAAUGUACUACGAAAAUGUCCCCAGAUCGAAGUUGCUUACAUUAAUUGAUAAGUUCAGAAGCAUGCUUCUCACCGUAGAUCACGAAGAUUCUGCGCUUUUAUGAGCUCAAAAAAGACUUUCUAAAAAAGAAGUUCUAGUAAUAAUGUGUUUUUAACAAUAAACAACAAAAAGAAAGUAUUGAGCCGUACGAAAACUAAAAAUUAACUGUUAAAAAAGUUAUUAUAAAACCAAUUUAAUUACUUUCACCGCUCUCAACAGUUUUGUCACUAGUUUUGUUACGCUUGUCACUAUCGAGCAAUUUUAUUAAUGGUUGAAGCUAUCAAAUCAAAGCGAAUGCUAAUACUUUCAAUAUUACAUUAAUUGUUACCUACAGAGCCAUGACUAAAGGUUUUGUAUCGCUAAAGUACAACUAAAAAAACCAUUCUUAUUUCGAUAAUGUAUUAACUAAAUUAUAUCAACCAACUGUAAACUCUUUUCAGUAGCAGUGCUUAUUAUUGGAAAGUGGGUUAGCGCGGAAGGAAUGGACCACUUUUUUUUUUUGAGCUAUUAUAUCAAGUAAAUCAAAAAGUAAUGACAAUGAGCUUUAUGUAAAAGGUUUUUAAUAGUAAUAAAUGAAUUAUUAAAUA